This is a messenger RNA of Pangasianodon hypophthalmus (striped catfish), 2778 nucleotides long. RefSeq names its product noggin 2 (gene nog2). The transcript has a single exon. The record is from RefSeq and is a predicted model, not a curated record. Lineage: Eukaryota; Metazoa; Chordata; Actinopteri; Siluriformes; Pangasiidae. Gene Ontology annotation, biological process: dorsal/ventral pattern formation; osteoblast differentiation; negative regulation of BMP signaling pathway. The coding region runs from base 1180 to 1887 and encodes 235 amino acids.
GAUCUCUGCACAAACACACUGCGCGCGCUCCUGCACAGAGCGACCUGCCGUUAACGCACGCACUCACUCACGCGCUCGUCAAGUGUAAGUGCACGCGGACCGAGAGGAGGUGCAAACUCGGGGACACGCCAUGUACACAACGACAGAGACCUAAAGAUAUGAAUGCACCGGGGAUUUAAACAACAACAAUAUAAAUAUAGAACGGAAACGGUUCCGGAAAUCCCACGCGGGUGAAGUGACAUGGCAUGAUGUCCACGCAGAGCGCGUGAGAGGAGAGCUGGCGCUUCAGCACGCCGCGGAUACACUCAGGGAAUCUGGUGUCCGAAAAGAGAAGAGAAGAAAACCUUGGAUACGCGUUGCUUUUAGACUUUAGCGCAGGAGCUGCUGUGAAAUUCUUAUAAAAAAAAUUAAAAAGCUGCUCGCGCACGGGUGGAAGGAGGAGGAACCGGGGGGCAGCGCCGCGGCGGCGGGACCGACUGGAGCCGAGAGAGAGAGAGAGAGAGAGAGAGAGUAAAAAUAAACGCCGACUCUCUCUCUCUCUCUUCCUCGUGACAUUUAAAAACGCACCGGCACGAGGAGAGGACACAUCCGGGUCUCCCUGUGCACGCAACGCACGCGGGUGGGAAGUCUCCGUCCCAUGUCGCGCGCAGCCACAGAGACUGUCACCAAGAGAGAGAGAGAGAGAGAGAGAGAGAGAGUCUCCCGUGUCGCUAUGGUGACCGAUUGAACUGAGGGAGACUCGCGCGCACAGGAGGAGGAGGAGGAGGAGGGUGACGGAGAAAAGAGGCUGCACGAGACGAGACGGGUUUAAACUUUGUUUUUGUUUUUUUGUUUCUUUUUUUUAAAGAAAGAGUUUGUCUGAGGAUUGCGUCACUUUUUUAUUUUUGUUUUUUGGGAAACUUGUUCCGAGCGCGAGGAGAAAUACAGAGAGAGAGAGAGAGAGAGAGAGGGAGAGAGAGAGGGAGAGAAGGAGAGUGCACGCGCGUUCCAUGCAACUCCGGUUCCAGGUCAUUCAAACCGCGCCGCUGUGUUCAGAAGAACUAAGCUGCCGUCCCGCUUGGACUACUAUUUAUGCUGCGCGCGCGCGGAUCUGGGAGCGUACGUUAUUAAAUCACCCCCCUCCCUCUUCUUCUUCUUCUUCUUCUUCUUCUUCUUCUUCAUUACCGAUAUUUAAUCGCCAUGCGACUAUCCCGCGCGCUGCUGCUCGUGUGCGCGCUGCUGACGCUCGUGCUGCUGGUGUGCGCGCGCCGCGGCGCAGACGCCGCUCACCGCUACCUGAGGCUUCGCCCUUCUCCGAGCGAGCACCUGCCCGUACCGGACCUGAAGGAGGACCCGGACCCGGAGUACGACCCGCGCGAGCAGGACCUGUCAGAGCGCGCGCUGCGCAAGAAGCUGGGAAGCGGCUUCGACGGCGACUUCAUGUCCGUGAGCGCGCCCGCGCAGCUGCUCGUCAUCAACGCCUCCACCAGCACCAGCACCACCACCGCGAGCCCGGGUUCCUCCUCCGCCUACGCGCACGCGCCCAGCGGCGCCAUGCCGGCCGAGAUCAGGAGGCUGGACCUGACGCAGACGCCAUACGGGCUCCGCGUGAAGAUGGGCAAGAAGGCGCGGAGAAAGUUCCUGCAGUGGCUGUGGACGCACACGCACUGCCCCGUCGUCCACGUGUGGAAGGACCUCGGCGUGCGCUUCUGGCCGCGCUACGUCAAAGAGGGGCACUGCUUCAGCGAGCGCUCGUGCUCACUGCCCGAGGGCAUGUUCUGCAAACCGGCCAAGUCCGUCACCAAGACGUUCCUGCGCUGGUACUGCCAGGGCUUCCUGCCCCAGAAAUACUGCACGUGGAUCCCCGUGCACUACCCCAUCAUCUCUGAGUGCAAGUGCUCCUGCUGAGUCCGCGCGCGCGCGCGCGCUCUGGGUGUGUGUGUGAGUGUGUGUGUGUGUGUGAAAGAUAAUUCAGUAAUAUGAAUAGGAGAGAAAGAGAAAGUAGGAGAGAAUGCGCGCGUGCGUGUGGGCGCGUUCACGCGACACCUCUGUGAAGAUGCACGGACUGAAGGGUGCUCUUCUGAUAACAAACAAUAAAUAAUAGUCAUUAUAAUAAUUAUAGUAAUAAUAAUUUUAUUGUUGCACUGUGUUCUCGAGAACUGAAAAGUGUGUGUGUGUGUGUGUGGGUGUGUGUGCGCGCGCGCGCACGUGUGUGUGAGGCGCCAUAUAGCGAAUCUAUUUUUUUAUAUAUAGCAUUUUGAUUUUAAAAUGAAAUAAUAAUAUACCUGUACAUAUUUAAAAGAAAAAAGAAGGAAAGGAUGCAGCUACUAUUGUUAUUGUUAUUGUUAUUAUUAUUUUGUUGUUGUUGUUGUUGUUGUUGUUGUUGAUGUUGUUGUGUUAAAUGAGCAGGACCACGCGCGCACAGAGGAGAACUUUUCCGGAAGUGCUCUUGUCCCGGAAGUGCUUUAACUGACUGACUGACUCACUGCCAUGCUGCCUACAGCUUUUAUAUCCUAUUAAUAAUCAGUAAUAAUAAUAAUUAUAAUAAUAAUAAUAACAAGAAUGAUUAUAAAAUGGAACAUUAAGGAUGAAAUUCUAUAUUUUAAGCGUGAAUUAAGUAUUUUGUUGUUGAAAAAAAUGGAAUAGUAUUUUAGUAAACAGAAUGUGUCAUGUUUAUUUAUUGUUGUAACUUGUGUUGCGUGUAGAGACAGAAGUAAAGCGAAACCAGAGCACAAAGCUAUCAGUGUAAAAAUGCCUUGGAGACACAGUUUAGCAAUAAAAUCUCUCUGAUCAAGUGGA